AGAAUCACUCUCCACUGCUCUCCUACGCGACAGGUAGUCUUGUGCAUCCAAGAAACCAGAACAUCCCUCCAACCUAGUGCUGAGAAAACUAAGAGGCACCAGGAGUGUGGAAAAUAAUGUGGAACGCAUCCACAGGCAAGUCAGGAGAUCUGUGUCGAGCAGUCUGUACCCUGGCGAAGUGCUGAGUUCUUAGGUCACAGCCUGUGUGUUCCUCCUCAUCAGCAAGGCCUGAAAAUGUUUUGCAAGUGCUGUGUUUGUUUUCCAAGUCUCUGAUUCAUUCACCAAGGAGUUGUCGCAUGGAAGAUAGAGGAGCAGGUUGCACAAUGGAUGGGCAGAAGUCCAAAUCUGUGUUGCCGUCUGAUUCAUAGACUCAGACUAUUUUAAGAAGAACAGCAUUUGGAGCACUAAGGCUUCCUGGGCAGUUCUGGAUAAGAUGAACGCCGAGGUGGCUCUGUAUACUACUAUACUAAACCCAGAGGCCACCACGCACUUCAGUAAGAAGAUGGAGAAAGGAUGGGAGUGCAAGAAGAGGCGCUAUGUGCAAAAGGAUGGCAACUGCAAUGUUGUCUUCCGAAGCCUUCCUGGGCAGUGGGGUCUCUACGUGACUGACAUCUUCACCACUCUCGUGGAAAUCCGAUGGCGCAUCAUGUUCCUGAUCUUUUCACUCUCCUACAUUUUAUCCUGGCUCUUUUUUGGCAUUUCGUUCUGGCUGAUCGCCAUACAGCACGGAGACACGCAGGAUCUAGAGAACAGCCCAUGCGUUGACAACGUCCGCAGCUUCACAGCAGCGUUCCUCUUCUCGCUGGAGACCCAGACCACCAUUGGCUACGGCUUCCGAGGCAUGACAGAGGAGUGCAUGGUGGCCAUCAUCCUCGUGACAGUGCAGGAUGUCCUCAGCUGCUUCAUCGACACCUUCAUAAUCGGGAUAGCUGUGGCCAAGAUGGCUUCUGCUCGGAAGAGGGCGCAGACUGUUGGCUUCAGCGAUUCUGCCGUGAUCAACAUGAGGGAUGGGCAGCUAUGUCUCAUGUGGCGCAUUGGGGAUUUCCGCCAGAACCACAUGGUAGAAGGUACUGCAAGGGCCCAGAUAAUCCGUCACACAGUGCACCCAUCUGGCAAAGUAAGUGUAUCCUACAGGGAUCUCGACCUUUGCCACAAUGAAAUCAUCCUGGCCACACCAACAUUGAUAAUUCACAAGAUUGGGCCGAGCAGUCCCCUCUACAGGCUGAACAUGCAGGAUCUGCAGACAGAAAACUUUGAGCUGGUGGUCACCUUUACCUAUACUGGGGACUCCACAGGCAUCUUACAUCAGACUCGCACCUCCUACACACCUGCAGAGAUCCGCUGGGGCCACAAUUUCUGCAACAUGCUGAGAGUGAAGGAGAAAUACUACAAGGUGGACUACUCUCUUUUCCACCAAACCACUAAAGCGAACACUCCGGAGAUCAGCUCAGAGGAAAAUGAACUCAAAAAGCAAAGACAGUCAGUUCCACAGCAAAGCUCGGUGCAUGAUCCCACAUCUAGUGCCAGCACUGUGGUUCUCAGAAAUCAGCCACAUGAGGAGAAUAUGAACCCAUUACUAAUAAACAACCACCUUCCAAACAGCAAUAUACAGCAGGCAGAUCAGGAAGACCAGCUGUAGCCAAGCAACCUUGGCACAGACUUACAAGUAUCUUGCAGAUUAAGUCUUUGCGUGGUUCUCCAACUUUAUUUCCUCCAUGGGAAACCAGCAAUUAUCCAAAAAUACAUAGCGUUAGUCUAUGAAGUACAGUACAUAUGACUGUAGAUGAAUGACUGUAAUAGAAAUGUCUUUUAAUGUAGCCCUAUAAGGAGCAAAUCUGAUUAAAUUUGCAGAUGCAAAUUUGAGCCUGUAGAAGAACAAAUUAAAUUCUCAUUUAGGGAUGAUUAUAUAGAACAACUAAACAUAGAGGAUAUCAUUAUGUUCAUGAAGCAUACUGCUGAUGAGAGAUGAAUUUGGCAAUGGUCUUGCAUCUUAAGAAGCCACUGUUGAACAAUCUCCAUAUUAAGACUUCAGAAGCAAAAUAAAUGGUGAAUUAGACAAC
Lepisosteus oculatus (spotted gar) is the source of this 2060-nucleotide messenger RNA. It is a transcript of the gene kcnj16a, whose product is annotated as potassium inwardly rectifying channel subfamily J member 16a. Lineage: Eukaryota; Metazoa; Chordata; Actinopteri; Semionotiformes; Lepisosteidae. Gene Ontology annotation, cellular component: plasma membrane. The record is from RefSeq and is a predicted model, not a curated record. Gene Ontology annotation, molecular function: inward rectifier potassium channel activity. Gene Ontology annotation, biological process: regulation of monoatomic ion transmembrane transport; potassium ion import across plasma membrane.